ACUCUGACUGCAAUCUUUUUUCGUAAGGGCACUGCUGCAACAUGACCAUAAACGUUGCAUCUGAAACAGCGCAGUGGAUUCUGCACAACAUCUCUAACAGGAUCAUUGAUAUAACCUAACAGUUAUGUCUCCAAAUGGAUAGAAACCUAGCUUUGGACACCCUAUUCCUAGUCCACUCCACUACUUUUGACCAAGGACCGCAUAGGGCUGAGUGGGGGGCAGGAUAUAUCGCUUCGGUGUAGAUUUCCUCUAAAUCAUUUACACAAUAAAUAUCCUACUACGGUACUGAUCAGUAUUCGAAUUGUAUAAUAAUAGCCAAAUUAUAUUUCGAAUCUUAUUUACAGUAAACGUACAGAUGUUUUGUUCAAAGAAAGGUCGUAAUUUCUCUCAUCGUUCCAAUGUAGAUUGUCCUACUACUCGAUCCGUAGGUUUGUUUCCGGAAAUUCAAUUUUUUUGUGUAUGCUUUUUGUGUUGGCUCUAACUAGAUAGCAAGCUAACUGCCAUCUCUCAUUAUCUCUGUUAUUUAUAUUUAUUAGAAUAGCUUCAUAUACAGUAACUGCUGCAUCUUAUCUCUCGAAAUGAUGAAAAACAUGUAUUACUAGGACAGUCACUGAGUCAGACAACAACUUCCAAGAGUAGCUAGAUUUGCUAGCCUGCUAACACAGAUAGAAGAGUUGGUUCCAGUAAAUUUGCUGCUAACGUUAGCUUCCUAUCAUUUUGUUAGAAUCGAUUGCAGGGCUGAUUCGCCUGUACAAAAGUAGCUAAACGUUACGAAUUCUUAACUGUAUUUAGUUACACAGACAGUUUGCCAUGAUGUCCGAAGCCAUCGUAACCUUCCAGUCUCAGCUCUCCGGAGUCAUGGAGACGGUAUUCAAGGCUGCUAUGUACGAGAUCACCAGGCUGGUGGACGAUAGCUUCAUGAAGGAAGUGUUCCGGAGCCGGGAGCAGGUCGAGUCGCUGAAGAAGAGGCUACAGUGGUCGGAGAACAGACGCAAGGAUAGGGACAGAGAGGGAGGCCGUAUCGGGAAGUGUGCGGACUGUGGAAGAGCUAACGCCGAAGCCAAGGAUAAAAGCUCUGGAGCCUCACAGACAGGUGCAGAAAGGGGGCGUGGCCUGAAGCAGGAGAAGGCACUGGGGGAGGAGUGGAGCAGCUGUGGGGGCGUGGCCGGGGAAACAGCCUUAAAUGACCUGGAGGAGGCCGAUGCCACCAGCCCUAGGAGAACCUCUGAGCCCGCAGACGUCGGAGGUCAGAAGCUGGACAGUCUGCUGAAAGAGGAAGCUCUCCACAACACUGAACUACAGGAGAGAUGGGGCGUCUGCCUGGACGGGGCCAACGGUUCAGACGUCUCGGGGAGUUUCAGUGAGCAGGAGCUGCAGCAGUGCCAGGAUGACUGGGGGUCUGGUCUAGACCAGGAUCCUGAACCAUCGGGUCCCGAGGGAGACUCAGGAGACCCCAGCCAACCUCUUUACCGCCCCCGCUACAGCAUGGAGCAACUGGGGGUCAGCUUUGAGAAGUCUGGUUACGGCAGUGGUGGUAGUGGUGACCAUCUUCUAGACAUGGAAGGGCUGGAUAGGCUUCCUGGUUCUCCGUCUCGUCUGGGGGGGCUGAGCUACGGAGCUGCGGGUCACUACCAGGUGAACCUGGGGGGGUCUGAGGGGGGAGACCAUCUCCAUCGCUCCCACAUGCCUGUUCCCCAUCGGAGCCGGGGGGAGCAGGUGGGGUCGCCAACGCCAUCCCCCCACCCGGAGGUGGGAGACCUGAACUGCCUGUUGAUCAACGAGGAGGGGUACCCUGAACACGGUGUUCCGGACUUGGGUAGUAGAACCGCCCACAGGGGGCUAACCUCCAUUCACUCUGGAAGCUCAGCCCACAACAACACAGAGAGCCUGUAUGGUGCUGCUGACGACUUUGGAUGCUGUUUAAACCUCAGCGAUCAUUCACAAGAGCAGGUAACAGGAGGAGGGGGGAGGCGUCAUGCCUGCAAUCAAUGUACAAUGACCUUCCCAGACUCUGGUUCCCUCAAGGCCCACAAGCAGAAACACAAAACUGGGAGAUGGUCGAAUUCAGGGUCUGGGACUCUGUACUCCCGCACCCAGUGCGGUAAGACCUUCACCCAGGCCUGCAACCUCAAGGUCCACCAAGCCGAGGGACGCCACCUCUGCAGCCAGUGUGGCAAGGGCUUCACCACCUCCUCCGACCUGAAGAGGCACACAUGCAGCCAGACGACAGACAAGCCCUACUGCUGCUCCCUCUGCGGGAACAAGUUCAGUCGGCUCUGGAACCUCAAGCUGCACCGGCGUAUUCACACACAGGAGAAACCCCACCGCUGCACCAUGUGUGACAAGAGCUUCACACGGGCCGACAUUUUGAAAGUGCACAAGCGCACCCACACUGGGGAGAGACCGUACUGCUGUUCUGUGUGUGGACUCCGCUUCAAACAACUGAACCAUCUGAAGUCACACCAGCACAAACACAGGCCGGAUCUCCUGAGCCGAGUGGUGGUCUAGAAAACAUUUUUUUUUUUUCAGUUUUAAUUUGACAUUGAGAAAAAAAAUUGGGGUAAUCAAUUGUUUUUUAAUAAGGACAUUGAUAAUCAAACCGUGUUAAAUAAGAAUGUAUGCCUUAAAUUAUAGACUAUGAAUUGUCUGUCAUAAUGACCAUGUCAACCCAACAAACAUUUGAAUAUAGUGCAUUCAUGUGCUUAUGGGAUGGUGUAAGUCUGCCGUGAUUGUGUUCAAUUGCUUUUGAUGUCAGACCAAUAAAAAGCUUGCUUACCAUUGACAAUAUGGUCAAACCUAUCCUAACUGAUAGAUUCUGUUAUGUUUUGGUUGAAAGGAUAGUAGUAAAAAUGUCACAACUCAGGGAACAAUAUUUUGUCAGUUUCCCACUUGUAAUUACGACCUGGAGGGUUAAGUCCAGCCCAGAUUUUUAUAUAAAAACACAUUACCGUAAUGCAACGAUACUGAACAAAAUGAUAAAGUAACAGUUUCAUUGAUUUUGAGUUAAUUCAUUGGGCUCUAAUCUAUGGAUUUCACAGCUGGGAAGACAUAUGCAUGUGUUCGUCACAGAUUUAAAAAAUGGCCGUCGGGAUCUCGUCAUGGUCUUUCUGUGCAUUGAAAAUGCAAUUGUGUCCGUAGCUUAUACCUGCCCAUACCGUAACCACACCAUGGAACUGUUUGACAAAACAUUUUAGAGUGGCCACAAGGUGUAUUUGUGUAAUAAUCAUGCUUCUUGAUAUGCCACACCUGUCAGUUGGAUGGAUUAUCUUGGCAAAGGAGAAAUGCUCACUAACAUGGAUGGAAACAAAUUAGUGCACAAUUUGAGAGAAAGGCUUUUUGUGGGUUGUUUUAUUUCAGCUCAUGAAACAUGGGACCAACAUUUUCCAUGUUGCGUUUAUAUUUCUGUUCAUUGUAGUUCAAAACCGCAGAAGAUAAACACCAUGACCUGAACACACUACACCUACAUUUAAACUUUUUUUAGGCUUCAAACUUUUCUAAUGAAUAGCAAAUAACCAGAAUUCAUGUUUUAAAUACAAAUAACCAACUCCGUCUCAACUAAAAUAAAACAAUUUUGUAAAAAAAAAAAAAAAA
Messenger RNA from Salvelinus fontinalis (brook trout), 3591 nucleotides. Its product is annotated as zinc finger and BTB domain-containing protein 17-like. The transcript has 4 exons. Bases 811 to 2508 code for a protein of 565 amino acids. Gene Ontology annotation, biological process: regulation of transcription by RNA polymerase II. The record is from RefSeq and is a predicted model, not a curated record. Gene Ontology annotation, molecular function: RNA polymerase II cis-regulatory region sequence-specific DNA binding; DNA-binding transcription factor activity, RNA polymerase II-specific. NCBI's taxonomy places the organism in Eukaryota, Metazoa, Chordata, Actinopteri, Salmoniformes, Salmonidae.